AUGAGUGACAACCUGUUUGUCAGUUUGGACAGGCUCUUGCUAGAAUUUGUUUUCCAGUAUGAGCAAGACAAAAGUACCAAAGAAGAUGUGAUUCAGAGAAUCAAUAAAUGUUUUGAAGAUAUUAAAGAAAGCAGAGCAGUUAUUUGUAAGAUACGUGAAUCUAUAAAUACAACAGAUGAAGAAAUUGGCUAUUACUGUAAACAUAGCAAGGACAUUAAAGACAACUGUAGUGACUGGAAGCCAACAUGUGAUGUUUUUCAUAAACAUGAAGAUUAUAUGCAGGACCAGUUUACUGCUUAUCAAGAAACUGUUGAAAAAGACAAAAAAAUGUAUCAAGGUUAUGUGUGUCAGUAUAAAGAUGUCUUGAAGCAAUACCAACUAAAAUAUGCAGAAGCUCCCUAUUCACAUGAGUAUUAUGAGAAGAAAAGAGAACAUGAAGAAAUUAAAAACAGAGUGUUGGCAUGCUCUGAACAGCUAAAAGUAAAUGAAAAUAUUCUCAUGGAAUUUCUAGCGCCUGCUCCAUUCCCAUCGCUUACUAAAUGGACAUUACACAUAGUUAAUCUGAGAUGUAAAACCCAAGAAAUUCUUAAGCAUGCUAACAAUUUUAUCAAAAUGUCAUCUGAAUUGAAGAAAGAAGCAGAAGAAUUGGAAAUAGAAAUCAAUUAUUUAAAUCAGAUUGCAAGACUUUAUGAAAAUAAGAAUCUUUCAGAAACUCUGGAAGAAAAGAUCAAAAGUACAGAAAAGAGAAAGGAAUUGAAAGAAAGGAUUUUUGAAAAAGAUGAACACGUAGUUGUAUUGAAUAAAAUUCCUCAAAGCAGUAAAUUAUUUCUCCCUUAUGAAUCUCAGAAAUUAGUAAGACCGAUUAAGAUACAUUCUUCAGAACCAAGAGUUACAGAUAAAAGUGAAGAAAGCUCUGUGAAGCAGUCAAAGCUUGCCAGUAUUGACUUCAGACAAAAAGAAAAUGAUACACAGAUAUUUAAUGACUCUGUGGUAAAUAGCCAUCCAAAAAGUUCACAAAAUUUACUGCAAUUCAGAUUGCUGACUCCACAGAGGCAUUCAAACUGUAACCAGUGGUUUGAAAAGGGACAUACAGAUGCUGAGUAUGGAGAUAAAGGGCCAGUGAGAAAACUGAGAGAAUCAAAAUCUACUUCACAAACUGUCUACACAGAACGUUUUGGAAAAUCAAUAGAAAAUAGUAGUGAUGAAGUAGAAGAACAAACUGAGAACUUUUCACAAACUCCUGAAAUUCCUAUGUUUUUAAGAACUGAAGCUGUGAAAACACCUGAUUCAUUGGAGAAAAUACAGUUUCCAAAAACCCCGACAUUUGAAAUUAACAGAAAUAGGAAUGCAAUACCUGAAGAUCAAGCACAAAAGGAAUCCCCUGGAUUUUCUUUUCUUAUGAGUUAUACUUCUCAAUCACCUGGACUGAAUUUAUUUGAUUCUUCCAUAUUUGAUUCAGAAAUCUCAUCAGAUCAGUUUAAUGAACGUUAUUCUGAGGGAAAUCUAAAUCCUGUUUCAUCACAACAAGAAAUUGGAAAUUUAUUUAGGAAACCGGAAGGAGAAGAUGCCUUCACGUUUUCAUUUCCAUCGGAUACUUCAACUCGUGCAUUUGGAGCUAGAAAAGAUGAUUUUAGUUUUCCGUUCUCAUUUGAACAGGAUCAAAGCUCAAUACCCUCUUCUUCCUUGAAGGAUUUUUCGUCUUCCUCUCAAAAUACAGCACAGUUUCCUUUUUUUUGACCUG
This is a messenger RNA of Ochotona curzoniae (black-lipped pika), 1741 nucleotides long. RefSeq names its product chromosome unknown C14orf39 homolog (gene CUNH14orf39). Gene Ontology annotation, biological process: homologous chromosome pairing at meiosis; oogenesis; meiotic DNA double-strand break processing involved in reciprocal meiotic recombination. Gene Ontology annotation, cellular component: central element. The coding region runs from base 1 to 1737 and encodes 578 amino acids. The transcript is spliced from 17 exons. The record is from RefSeq and is a predicted model, not a curated record. Lineage: Eukaryota; Metazoa; Chordata; Mammalia; Lagomorpha; Ochotonidae.